Molecule: messenger RNA, 1298 nt
Organism: Chelonoidis abingdonii (Abingdon island giant tortoise)
Lineage: Eukaryota; Metazoa; Chordata; Testudines; Testudinidae
Gene: GPR3
Product: G protein-coupled receptor 3
Biological process (GO): G protein-coupled receptor signaling pathway
Cellular component (GO): membrane
Molecular function (GO): G protein-coupled receptor activity
Source: RefSeq, a predicted model, not a curated record
CUCUGCAGCCGCACAUGGAACGGAGCUUCCGCCUGCGCCCUGCCAGCAGGACCGGAGCAGCCGCAGAGGAGCCGCACAGGAUCCAGGCGGACUUCCCUACCCCAGCGCCCCAGGUCACACCUCGACGUCAUGAACAAGGACACGUCCCACAACUCCACUGAAGGCCAGCAGGGCUGGUUUGCAGCCAGUAAUGGCGGCAGCAGCUCCUUGAACCUGGACUCUGUGGUGCAACCUCUUGCCCUGAAUCCGUGGGAUGUGGUACUUUGCAUAUCUGGGACCAUCAUCUCUUGCGAGAAUGCGAUUGUGGUAGCCGUCAUAUUCUACACCCCUGCCUUCCGGACUCCAAUGUUCCUGCUCAUCGGAAGUCUUGCCAUUGCUGACUUCCUGGCUGGCCUAGGGCUGAUAUUCCACUUUGCCUUUGUCUAUUGCAUCCAGUCGCAGGUGGUGAACCUCAUCACUGUGGGGCUACUGGUGACCUCAUUCACUGCCAGCGUGGGCAGCCUGCUGGCCAUCACUGUAGACCGCUACCUUUCCCUCUACAACGCACUGACUUACUAUUCAGAAAGGACGGUCACCAGGACUUACAUCAUGCUGAUCCUGACCUGGGGGUUUUCCAUCUGCUUUGGGCUGCUGCCUGUCAUGGGCUGGAACUGCUUGAAAGACGUCUCCACCUGCAGCAUCGUAAAGCCCCUGACCAAGAACCAUCUCAUCAUCCUCUCCAUCUCCUUCUUCAUGGUCUUUGCAGUGAUGUUGCAGCUCUAUGUACAGAUCUGCAAGAUCGUUUGCAGGCACGCCCACCAGAUCGCCUUGCAGAGGCACUUCCUGGCCACCUCACACUACGUCACCACCAGGAAAGGCAUCUCCACCUUAGCUGUCAUCUUGGGGACUUUUGCUUCUUGCUGGCUACCCUUUGCCAUUUACUGCCUCCUGGGAGAUUACACCUACCCAGCCCUUUAUACCUACAUGACCGUCCUCCCUGCUACCUACAACUCCAUGAUUAACCCCGUUAUCUAUGCCUUCAGGAACCAAGAAAUCCAGAAAGUGCUGUGGACUGUGUGCUGUGGGUGCUUCUCCUCCACAAUGCCUUUCAGGUCCAGAUCUCCAAGCGACGUCUGACUCAUCAGCCCUCUGUCCAAAGACGCAUUUGCACACGAUGUUCCCUUUUUUGCACAACCACAGAGAUUUUGUGAGAGCUCUUAAAGAUUCUGUGUCUCCUAUGAUUCCCCUUCCCUUGUGUGCAUGAGCUGCUCUCUUCCUUUAUUUUUCCACUUUUAGAAUUUACGGAAGAAAAAAAUAUU